This is a messenger RNA of Periophthalmus magnuspinnatus, 911 nucleotides long. RefSeq names its product trypsin-like. The transcript is spliced from 6 exons. Bases 57 to 806 code for a protein of 249 amino acids. The record is from RefSeq and is a predicted model, not a curated record. Lineage: Eukaryota; Metazoa; Chordata; Actinopteri; Gobiiformes; Gobiidae. Gene Ontology annotation, molecular function: serine-type endopeptidase activity. Gene Ontology annotation, biological process: proteolysis.
AGAAGGCUAUAAAAACAUGUGAGGGUGUGUCCAGGCGUUUUCAGAUCCACAUCAUCAUGAGGCUGCUGGCUCUGCUGCUGCUGGUGGGAGCUGCUGUGGCAGUUCCACGGGAGGAUGGCAAGAUCAUUGGUGGGAGGGAGUGUGAGCCUCAUACUCGUCCUUACAUGGCCUCUCUCAACUAUGGAUACCACUUCUGUGGAGGGGUGCUCAUCAACGAGCAGUGGGUGCUCUCUGUGGCCCACUGCUGGUACAACCCAUAUGCCAUGCAGAUCAUGCUGGGAGAACACGACCUCCGUGUGGCUGAGGGAACCGAGCAGCUCAUGAAAACAGACACCAUCAUUUGGCACCCCAGUUAUGACUACCAGACACUGGACUACGACAUCAUGCUGAUAAAACUGUACCACCCGGUGAAGGUGACAGAGGCAGUGGCCCCCAUCUCUCUGCCCUCGGGGUGCCCCUUUGAUGGCUUGCUCUGUUCUGUGUCGGGCUGGGGCAAGACUUCCACUGAAGAGGGAGCGGUCUUACCCACACUUCUUCAGUGCCUGGACGUUCCCGUUCUGAGCGAUGCCGAAUGUGAGAAAGCCUAUCCUGGUAUGAUCUCAAGGAGGAUGCUGUGUGCUGGAUACUUGGAUGGAGGCAGGGAUGCAUGCAAUGGUGAUUCCGGCAGCCCUCUGGUGUGCUACGAUGAGGUACAGGGUCUGGUGUCAUGGGGUCAGGGGUGCGCUUUGCCAAACUAUCCCGGGGUGUAUGUCAAAGUGUGCGAGUUCCUGCCCUGGAUCGAAGAAACAUUGCAAGCCUAUUCGUAAAUAAUAAAGACAACACUAUUACCAAUACAAUGGGUCUUGAAACAUGGUAAAUACAGGUCUUUCAAGAAAUACGUGUUAACAAAUAAAACUACUUCUUAAAAUGUA